Molecule: messenger RNA, 1320 nt
Organism: Dermatophagoides pteronyssinus (European house dust mite)
Lineage: Eukaryota; Metazoa; Arthropoda; Arachnida; Sarcoptiformes; Pyroglyphidae
Product: DNA replication licensing factor MCM3-like
Source: RefSeq, a predicted model, not a curated record
AUGGCUACGAACUUGGGCGAGGCGCAGCGUGCGCGCAGCUCAAAGCUGCUCUCGCUAAAGGCGGAGCCGCUGCGCGUGGGCAUCUGCGGCUGGCUGGGUUCGCGCUCGGUGACGCCGCGCGGCCUCAACGCGAGUUUUGUGAACAAGCUGCUUUCCGUGGAGGGCAUCGUCACGAAGGCGACGCACGUCAACGCGCGCAUGUUGAAGGCCGUGUACUUUGCGUCGAACCGAGAUCGCUACGUCGUGGUGGAACAUCCGGACCCUAUUUCGGUGAAGCCGCGCGCGCUGCAGUCCGCGACUGCAGUCUACGACCUCACGCGCGAUCAGGAGGGCGCACUGCUAGAUUUGGAGUACGGACUGAGCCACUUUCGCAACCUGCAGGUGAUCACGCUGCAGGAAGUGCCCGAGACGUGUCCCGCGGGGCACUUGCCGCGCUCGAUCGACGUGGUUUGCGAGAGCGACUUGGUCGACUGCUGCACCCCCGGGAACCGCGUGUGCGUCACGGGCGUGCUGCGAUGUGCGACCAACAAGAAGCAGCGCACCGUCGGCUCGCACGCGCGACACUACAUCGUCGCGAACCACCUGGCGCAGAUAGGCAUUAGGCACGUCGACACCAGCUUCACCGACGCGCAGUUCGCGCAGCUCAAGGAGAUCGCCGAGCACCCGCGCACGCUCACGCUGCUCGCGCACAGCAUCUGUCCGUCGAUUUGCGGGCACAUCAACAUCCGCAAGGCGCUCGCGCUGCAGCUGGCCGGCGGUCGCUCGUGCACUUCGAGCGGCGAUAACAUUCGGCUGCGCGGCGACAUUCACGUUUUGCUGAUCGGCGACCCUUCUUGCGGCAAGUCGCAAAUGCUGCGCUUCAUGAUGAAGCUUGCCAACCUGAGCAUCAGCACGACGGGCCGCGGCAGCAGCGCGGUCGGACUCACCGCCGCCGUGAUUGUCGACCCGGAGACCGGCGGUCGGCGGCUCGAGGCCGGCGCCAUGGUGCUCGCGGACGGCGGGCUCGUGUGCAUCGACGAGUUCGACAAGAUGAACGACGACGACCGCGUGGCGGUGCACGAAAUCAUGGAGCAGCAGAGUGUCAGCAUCAAUAAAGCAGGGCUCAGCGCCACGCUGAACGCGCGCACCAGCGUGCUCGCCGCUGCGAACCCGCUUCACGGCACAUUCAACCAAAACGUCGACGUGCUGAAGCAGGUCAACUUCCCCGACUCGCUGCUGAGUCGCUUCGACCUGAUCUUUUACGUGCUCGAGUCGCUGGACUCUGCGACUGACAAGCGCAUCGCGCGGCAGGUGCUUGCGCAGAUGCGCCAAGCGAUUUAA